This is a messenger RNA of Cornus florida, 506 nucleotides long. RefSeq names its product large ribosomal subunit protein eL29z-like. Lineage: Eukaryota; Viridiplantae; Streptophyta; Magnoliopsida; Cornales; Cornaceae. Gene Ontology annotation, molecular function: structural constituent of ribosome. Gene Ontology annotation, biological process: cytoplasmic translation. Gene Ontology annotation, cellular component: cytosolic large ribosomal subunit; ribosome. The transcript is spliced from 3 exons. Bases 127 to 312 code for a protein of 61 amino acids. The record is from RefSeq and is a predicted model, not a curated record.
AAACUCAAAAAGCAGCUAGAAUUAGGGUUUCGCAGUCACAUAAGUAUCAAGUAUCCAAAAUCUCCUCGUUUCGUUUCGCCGUGAGAAACCUAACACUGAACAGAUCAGUCCGCUCGAUUUCUCUAAAUGGCGAAGUCGAAGAAUCACACGGCUCACAAUCAGUCCUACAAGGCCCACAAGAACGGCAUCAAGAAGCCAAAGAAGCAACGCCACACUUCCACCAAAGGGAUGGAUCCGAAGUUUCUGAGGAACCAGAGGUACGCAAGGAAGCACAACAACAAGAGUGGCGAAUCAGCUACCGAGGAAGAGUAGACACUUAUGGAAUGGCACUUAUGCUAGGUUUUCUAGCUAGGGUUUUCCAUUUUUGUUAUUUCUUCAGCGUUGGAUUAUAUUGAGACAACUUUAUGCUAGUUUUUUGAUUCAGUAUGAAACUAUUUUUAUUUUAUUGUUGUGAAUUGCAAUUUACUUCCUAUAAUAUGUGCUAAAACCAUUAAUCAUUUUCUAAA